CGCUUUGUCUUGGCCAUCAGUUCUCCAGUCUUUGAAAGAAUGUUUUAUGGUCCCUUGGCAGAAGGUGAAGAAUUGAAACUUCCUGAAGAUCCACCAGAAGCUUUCAAGUGGCUACUGCAUUAUAUAUAUUAUGGUCACACUAAUCUGAAUUCUGUAAGGCUUGCUGUGAAAGUCUACCAUCUAGCAAGAAAGUAUCAAAUGGAUGCCUUGGUUACGCUUUGCUCUCAAUUUCUUAAAACCAACCUGUAUGCAAGAAAUCUUCCACUGAUAAUGGAUACAGCUAUGCUUCAUGAGGACAAAAUACUUUUGGAGAAGUGCAGUGAGGUUAUAUCAGCAACAGCCGAUGAUGUUUUCAGUUCUUCGUAUCUAGGACAAAUGAACAAAAUGUCACUGAAACAUUUAUUACAACAUCACUUUGCUGUGAGGACAGAAGUUACUGUAUUUAAAGGCCUAGUUUACUGGGGGAAGGCUCAGCUUAACUCUGAAGUGAAGGAACCCGAUGGAGUUUUGCUGCGAAAAGAAAUUGAAGAACUUUUACCAUACAUUAGGUUUCUUACUAUGACACUGGAUGAGUUUGUCAAAUAUGUAAUGCCAACUGGUGUCAUAAGUGCAGAGGAAUGCAAUAGUAUACUGAUGAAUAUUAAGCAAAUCCCAGGUAUUCCAGUGCCCCCUAUUUGCAGUAGAAAGAGGAAAAUUAGAAAGGAUUGUGUUACCUCAAGAAAAAGAAGUCGUAAGGAUUCCAGAAGGAAUUGUUUGUUUUCCUCCCCUCAUUCUUCCCAUUCUUCCUCUUCAUCUCCUGAGGGUUAUGGGAGUUAUUCUCCAGGAAAUUCACCUUAUUCUCCAGAAGAUACACCUGCUUCACCUGAGAACUCAGCAUACAAUUCUGCUAAUUCACUUUAUCGCUCUCCUACACCUGAAAAUUCUCGUCAUUCUUCUGAAUAUUCUUAUCAUUCCUAUCAUUCAUCCCGUCAUUCUUCAAGGUCUUCCCGUCAUUCUUCAAGGUCUUCCCGUCAUUCUUCAAGGUCUUCUCAACAUUCAUAUAGGUCUCAUCGUUCAUCUCGGUCUUCACAUCGUUCUUAUGGAUCGCGUAAUUACUCACGUUCACCAUCUAGGUCUUCACAUCAUUCAUAUCGCCGAUCACGUACCCCAUCUUCAUAUGCCUAUUCAUCCAGCGAUUCACCAUAGAAGAAGUAUAAUGGCCAAUAAUGGUACAGGUCUCAUUAUUUAGAUUUCUUUGGCUGCUUUCAUCCUUGCACUACUAGUACAUGUUGCUUUGUUUAUUGCAGUACCUCCAUAGUACAUAUGUGUUUUUCCAUGCAGAAAAUCUUGAGUGUAUUUGUAAUGCAAGGUUGCUGGAUGCUUUCAUUUAACUGGCUUUUCAAAAAGUGUAUUAUAUAGGGAUAGUAAUAAAAUAAUAUAGAUGAA
Macrobrachium nipponense is the source of this 1425-nucleotide messenger RNA. RefSeq lists its product as uncharacterized. Lineage: Eukaryota; Metazoa; Arthropoda; Malacostraca; Decapoda; Palaemonidae. Bases 40 to 1185 code for a protein of 381 amino acids. Gene Ontology annotation, molecular function: protein binding. The record is from RefSeq and is a predicted model, not a curated record. The transcript has 4 exons. Gene Ontology annotation, cellular component: cytosol. Gene Ontology annotation, biological process: neurogenesis.